AUGUCAUCUUAUAAAUUAGUUUGUUUAGGUAAUCCAUUAUUGGAUUUACAAGCCAAAGUUGAAAAAGAUUAUUUACAAAAAUAUGAUUUAAAAGAUAAUGAUGCCAUUUUAGCUGAUACCAAACAUAUGCCAAUUUUUCAAGAAUUAAUUAAACGGGAUGAUUUAGUUUUAGUUGCUGGUGGAGCUGCUCAAAAUACUGCUAGAGGAGCUCAAUAUAUUUUACCACCAAAAUCAGUAGUUUAUUUUGGAUCAGUUGGUAAAGAUAUUUAUGCUGAAAGAUUAAAUCAAGCUAAUGAAGAAUAUGGUUUAAUUACAAAAUAUCAAAUUCAACCAAAUAUUUCUACUGGUAAAUGUGCUGCUUUAAUUCAUAAUCAUGAUAGAUCUUUAGUUACUGAUUUGGCAGCUGCUAAUCAUUUUACUCCUGAUCAUUUACAAAAAUUAGAAAAUUGGGAAAUUAUUGAAAAUGCUGGAUUUUAUUAUAUUGGAGGAUUUCAUUUAACAGUUUCUCCACCAGCAAUUAAAUUAUUAGGUGAACAUGCUAGUAAAAAUAAUAAACCUUUAAUUUUAAAUUUUUCAGCUCCAUUUAUUCCUCAAUUUUUUAAACAACAAUUGGAUGAAAUUUUACCUUAUGUUGAUUAUGUCAUUGCUAAUGAAAGUGAAGCUGCUGCUUAUAGUGAAAGUCAUGAUUUAAAAACUACUAAUAUUGUAGAAAUUGCUAAAAAAAUUGUUAAAUUACCUAAAAAAAAUAAUCAAAUUUCUAGAACAGUUAUUUUCACUCAAGGAUUAGAUCCAACUAUUACUGUUACUUAUGAUAUUAAUAAAGAUUCAUUUGAUAUUCAACAAUAUCCCGUUAAAGAAUUGGAUAAAGAAAAAGUUGUUGAUACUAAUGGUGCUGGUGAUGCUUUUGCUGCUGGAUUUGUUGCUUCAUUGGUUCAAGGUAAAAAUUUACCUCAAUCAAUUGAUGUUGGUCAAUGGGCUGCGGCUUUAUCUAUUCAAGAAGUUGGUCCAACUUUCCCAUUCCCAAAACAAACUUAUUCUAAUUAA
This is a messenger RNA of Candida dubliniensis CD36, 1044 nucleotides long. RefSeq names its product adenosine kinase (gene ADO1). The record is from RefSeq and is a predicted model, not a curated record. Gene Ontology annotation, biological process: purine ribonucleoside salvage. Bases 1 to 1044 code for a protein of 347 amino acids. The transcript has a single exon. Gene Ontology annotation, molecular function: adenosine kinase activity. Gene Ontology annotation, cellular component: cytosol; nucleus. NCBI's taxonomy places the organism in Eukaryota, Fungi, Ascomycota, Pichiomycetes, Serinales, Debaryomycetaceae.